Phytomonas sp. EM1 is the source of this 891-nucleotide messenger RNA. The record is from the annotation of a GenBank genome assembly. NCBI's taxonomy places the organism in Eukaryota, Euglenozoa, Kinetoplastea, Trypanosomatida, Trypanosomatidae.
AUGGAUGCGACAGUGGAUACUAAGUGUAACGGCGGCGACAAUGCUCUCGACACAAAGGAAACUAUUGUAGAUUCAGUUGUGAAGAACAGCUUCAAGGUCUUAUCCGAAGAUACAAUUACGUAUCUUCGUGAAAAACACGUUCCAGAGGUGAUGGAAUUCAUUAUGCGAACCAUUAUCGCGCAGAAACCAGAAGCCCCCUUUGCUUUCAUUCAUAAGCUCACCUCUACCCCGUACCUGCCACGAAUUGUUAUCUCCGGGCCCCCAUCAACUUACGUACAAACACACUGCGAGCAAGUUCAGGUAUUCUACAAAAAUAAGAAGAAUCUUCGCCCUGUCUACAUUUCCUCCGGCGAACUCAUUCGUGACGAGAUUGACAACGAUACCCCUGCAGGACAAAUCGCGAAAAGCUUUGUCGAGAAUCAGCAAUUGGUACCAGAUUGCCUUGUGUUCAGUCUGGUUCGGAAUCGGCUGGAAAAAAGUGAUGCGAAGGAAAAUGGCUGGGUUCUCGAAGGCUUCCCGAGAACCGCCAAACAGGUGCACGACCUUGACGCAGAGGGGUACUCGCCAGAUCUUUACAUUCAGCUGGUCGCAGCGGAUGAGGUGUUGGAGGAGCGUGUUGUGUGGCAGCGGUUGGAUCCUGUGACUGAUACGCUCUACCAUCUCAAGAUGAACCCGCCGCCGUCGCACGACGUCGCCCUGAUAGAACGGCUCAUCCAGCGCCCGGAGGAUACACAUGAGUCGUUGAUGGCGCAUCUCAAGGCGUACCGCCAGGCCGCGGGCGUUUUGGCGGAGCAUUACGCCUCCAUAAGAGUCUGCCAGAAUGCUAACGUGCCUUUGUUGGAGGCGUUGAAGGAAACGGACCAAACACUCGAAAAACACUGUAUUAGCUGA